GGCUGGUUUUCCCUCUUCUGUCCAAAAAAAAAAAUAAAAAAAAAAUUCCAAAGCUCCCUGGCAAUGUCUGCUUGUCUGCUGUAUUGCCUCAGGGGACCACCAUGACCCUCUUCUGUCCAUUGUUCCCUUGGCGAUUAAGGUAGUUACCGACCGACGAUUGUGCGUUGUAUCCUGGAUCUCUCCCUCCCCUUGGGUCCGGUUGUCCGGUUGGUGCCUACCUACCUACCUACCUACUACCUUACCUUCGGCAUCAUGGAUCCACGCGCAGGAGACAUCUCUUGGGCCACGAUUCCGACUAAUCUCCUGCUGGCCGAGCUCGCGAGACGGGGUGAACGGGAUGGCGGCGAUGACGACGCGCGACCAGAAUGCGGCUCCGGUAGCCGCGGAUCCUACGAUACCGGCCUCCAUGUUGGCGCCCUUAUCCUGAUCCUCACCUUGAGCACCGUCUCUUGCGGUAUCCCUCUCCUAUCACGAGGAGGCUCCGGGGGCCAUCUCCAAAAGAAGAUCAUUUUCUACUGCCAACACUUUGGCACCGGCGUCCUUCUCGCGACCGCCUUCGUCCACCUCCUCCCCACGGCCUUCCUCUCCUUAACCGACCCAUGCCUCCCCUAUUUCUUCAGCAAGGGCUUCAAGCCCAUGGCCGGCCUCGUCGCCAUGAUCGCCGCCCUGACUGUCGUCGCCCUCGAGAUGUACCUCGCCACCCGCGGCGCCGGCCACGCGCACUCUCACCACUACCAUUUCUGGGACGAAGGCGAAAGCGAGGGCGAACACGAACACAAACACGAACACAAUAGCCACACGGCGGCCGCAGGAUACAAGGACACCGCAUCGUCGGCGAACGGCCUUGGCCUGCUGUCUGGUUUGUCGGCGCAGAGGAGCAGGCAUCCUCGCCCGGCUGAUUUCGAGUUGGACGCUAUGGAUGGUGCGACGCAGGGGCUCAUUUCCGGUGCGUCGCCGCUGCCGAGCAGCGAGCCGAGAUUCGCCGCACCAUCUCGUGUUCCGGACGGGCGGGACGGAGGACCCAGCGAGUCGUCAAAUGGCGUAGACGGCGCGGACGACAUGGCAAACGGCGCCGACGACGACGACGACCACGACCGAGACGAGGACUCCGACCUCGAACUGGAAUUACACGAGCUCGAUGCAGUGUCCAUCAAGAACCGCCACGCCCAUGCCCAUGCCCAUGCCCAGCGCCAUCCUCACCAGGGGCAACACCCGUCCAGCGUGCCCGCCGCCGCCCCGCGCGUCGUCAUCAUCACGGCGGAGGAACAAGCCCGGCUCCUCAGACAAUGCCUGAUGCUGGAAGGCGGCAUCCUCUUCCACAGCAUCUUCAUCGGCAUGGCCAUCUCGGUGGCGACGGGGCCGACCUUCGUGGUCUUCCUAAUCGCCGUCAGCUUCCACCAGACGUUCGAGGGCCUGGCUUUGGGGAGCCGCAUUGCGGCCAUUCAACUGCCGCGACGAUCGGCCCGGCCGUGGCUCAUGGCGUUGGCCUUCGGGGCCACGACGCCGUUCGGGCAGCUCAUCGGGCUCGUGGUGCAUAACAUGUACGAUCCGAUGAGCCAGACGGGGCUGCUGAUGGUGGGGUUUAUGAAUUCCAUCUCGUCGGGCCUGUUGCUGUUCGCGGGUCUCGUGCAGUUGCUGGCGGAGGAUUUUUUGACGGAGAAGAGUUACAGUACUUUGGCCGGGGGCAGGAGAUGGAGGGCCUACAUGGCUGUCGUUGGCGGAGCUAUUCUCAUGGCUAUUGUUGGGGGGUUUGCCUAGAACAAAUGCAUGCGAAGGGCAGCUCGAACGCGAUUCAACCCAACCGCAGACGGCAUCUUGCAAAUUAAGUUACAUUUUCGGCGGAUUUCAACGAGUUGGCAGAAACCAAAGGCGUUUUAUAGGAAUCAAUCACAGGAGUACGGCUGUUGGUCUCGGAGAUGAAGUUCAUUUAUUGUACAGUAAGGUACCGAC
Messenger RNA from Sodiomyces alkalinus F11, 1950 nucleotides. RefSeq names its product Zinc/iron permease. Gene Ontology annotation, cellular component: plasma membrane. Gene Ontology annotation, molecular function: zinc ion transmembrane transporter activity. Bases 253 to 1758 code for a protein of 501 amino acids. The transcript is spliced from 3 exons. NCBI's taxonomy places the organism in Eukaryota, Fungi, Ascomycota, Sordariomycetes, Glomerellales, Plectosphaerellaceae. The record is from RefSeq and is a predicted model, not a curated record. Gene Ontology annotation, biological process: zinc ion transmembrane transport.